AUGGGCUCAGUAUCGCAGUCCAAUUGGGCUUGGCUUCCAAAUCACUUACUGGAUAUGAUUCUAGACAAUUUAGUUUCUCUUUCCGACUAUAUUCGCUUUGGUGCCGUCUGUAAAGAAUGGCAAUCAUUGGCAAUACAGAACAGAGUUCAAUUCUUUAAAAAGAAUCAACAAGUUCCAUUGUUGAUGGUCCCUACAGAAGAUAAUAGCGAGGAAAGACGUAGUCUAUACAGCAUUACUCACAAUAAACUAUAUGAUUUUCAGUUACAAGUACCUUACAAAAAGAGGUUUUGUGGUUCCUCACAUGGUUGGUUAUUUACCGUUGAAGAAUCUUUUGCCUUAACCCUAAUCAACCCAUUCUGUGGGGCCACCAUUGAGCUUCCUCCGGUUAUUAACCGCUCAAAAUUCAAACGUUAUGAGAGCGAUGACGAUUCUGAUGAUGACACAACUCAAGUUGAGGUUGAGUUUGUACUUAAGAAGGUUGCAUUGUUAGCUGACCCUGCUUUAUCGGUUAAUGACUAUAUUGUUUCCGCAAUCUAUGAUAAUAUUAAUGGAAGAUUGGCAUUCAUUCAGCCAGGAGACAAAGUUUGGACUUAUACUGAUCGAGAUAAAUUCGAUAGUGCUUACGAAGAUGUCAUAUAUUAUAAAGGUCAGAUUCUUGCUGUUGAUCUUUGGGGUAGAAUCAAAAUGAUUAAUCUUAAUAGAAGUGCUCGGGAGAGUAAGGUUCCCCAACAGAAAGUAAUUACACUGCCGCAGACUUAUAGGGUCAAUCAAAUGCGGAUGUAUCUCGUGGAAUCAUCAAGCGGAAAUCUACUUGUUGUAGAAAGGUAUCUAAAAUAUAUAGAUGAUCAGCUUGCAACCUCAGUGUUUAAGGUUUUCAAGAUACUUUUACAACAAACUGAAGAGGGUUUUGCUAAUCGGGUUGAAAUGAAGAGCUUAUGUGGAGACAGUCUGUUUUUGGGAGAUAACCAUUCAAUUUGUGUUUCAUCUUCCAACUGGCCCGGGUGUCAACCAAAUUCCAUAUACUACACAGACGAUUAUAUUGACUUUGUUCACCAUCUCCCAUUUGGUCGCCGGGACAUUGGUAUCUUUAACAUAGAGAAUGGAAGCUUUGGAACGCAUUACAUUCUUGAUCCUUCGCAUAAGCAUAUGCCGACCUCAAUUUGGAUUGUGCCCAGUAUGGUAGGUAAUUGA
Messenger RNA from Cornus florida, 1191 nucleotides. Its product is annotated as F-box protein SKIP23-like. NCBI's taxonomy places the organism in Eukaryota, Viridiplantae, Streptophyta, Magnoliopsida, Cornales, Cornaceae. The transcript has a single exon. Gene Ontology annotation, molecular function: protein binding. The coding region runs from base 1 to 1191 and encodes 396 amino acids. The record is from RefSeq and is a predicted model, not a curated record.